Molecule: messenger RNA, 2589 nt
Organism: Amoebophrya sp. A25
Lineage: Eukaryota; Dinophyceae; Syndiniales; Amoebophryaceae
Source: the annotation of a GenBank genome assembly
AGAGAGAGAGGAAGAAUGCACCGCUAGUACUCAAUUCGUUAUUCAUUAACCUCGCCAUUCUUUCUUUCAGCAACACUUGAAUGAUACAAGUAGCAUAAGUUGUCAUCUAUAUCUAGCCCUUCGAGCUCGAUUGUGCCAUCUACAUCUUACUGAACUCAUUCUUGAGUUACUUAGUGAGUGCCAACAUUAAUUAGUGAAGUAAAUUACGUUCUUCGAACACAGAGGACCUUCUAGUUCUUCAGUACGGUGGCGAUUUGGUACGGUCGCGGCGAAAAUAAAAUGAGCGCGUCUUUCGGUGGAGAAGUUGCCGUGUACUACAAGAAGAUAUUUGACAACCACCGCCGGCCCAAUGGACCCUGGAAGAAAAUGGUCGAUAUUGUACGCGAGUACGUUAAGCAGCUGCCUGAAGCUUAAGGCAUGUUGAAGGGGCAAUUAUCUAGAAUUAUGUUUAUGCCAAGAAGGUUUUAAUUAGAUUCAACAACCAAUUAAUUAUUAGUUAGUUUAUCAACAACAGAGCAUCACUCUCACACUCUUCUAAGAAUAUGCGCCUCCGAAAAUUCUGGAUCUUGCGAGCGGACCGGGCGAGCCGGCGGCGAGCCUCGCAAAGAUGUUGAAAGUAAGGCCUGAUGAUCGUCCGCUAGAGAUUUGUGGAGAUUAUAGCUUUACUGCUGGGUCCUGUCAUGUUGUUGUAUAGGGCAAGAGGCAAGCAUGAUAUCUUGACAAGGACAAGAAGCUUUCCGCGGCCGUAGUCUAAGCAAAGCCACCGGCAGGGAGGAUGCGGUUGUGUAUUCCACGGAUGUCGCUAGUGAUAUGGUGGACAAGGCCAAGGACUUAGCAGAGAAAGAGGAGGUUGCGGAGAAGGUCAAAUGUUUGGUGGUGGACGCUCAGGAUAUCGAGGGCUGUGCCGAGUUGAAGGACGAGAAAUUCGAUGUGAUCACUAUCUGCUACGGAUACAUGUUUUGCCCGGAACUAGAAAAAGCCGUCGAGCAAACCUACAAAGCUUUAAAGCCCGGCGGAUUGCUGGUACUACAUUUUCUCGCUAUGCACUCUCUUGUUGGUCUCGUAUUUGUACCUCAACAAGACGAGGGCAACUACCACGACUGCAAUUUUCUGCUCGUGUUUAGGCCACAGGAGACCAUCACCAUGUAGUUGACCUACAUAAAGAUACGUUUAAUCGUAUGAUUACUACUAUUCUAAUUCUAAAUAGCAGAAGCAGAUAUAAAAUAUAUUGUCGUUGUUCAUCUUCAUCAAGACCCUGCUGAUGAACUACUGUCAUAAUAUUCUUGCGAUGAGCUCAUGUUUAUACUUUUUGUCGGUUUAAUAUCCUGCUCCACAGUCCACCAACAUUUGAUCGGACUUAGGUGAGCACGCACUGGGUAAAGAUGCCUUACAUGAUGCUGUGCAAGGCGGUAAUGACGGCUGUUAUGACUGCCAAGGGGCUGGAGCCACCGACUGCCCCACCGUCAAUCAACCCUAUGUCCCUUAGUCAAGGUCAGCUGAUUACGGCACCGACUGUCCAUAAGACUAUGCAUCUAUAAAUAUGUAUAAGUAGAUCUCAUUAGAGCACUUGUAGUAGAUACCUUUCAGCGUCAGCGCUACUAACUUAUGUUUAUGGCCUCUGUGACGAUGUUCUUGAUCGGAUCGAUUGCUGUUGUCUUCACUUGUGCAGUGCUGCCAAUUUGACUUCGAGUUUUUUUUUUCUUCGUUGUGCCCGAAAUGAGUUAGUAGCCAUUGCAGCGCUUGCUGGAGAAUCUCCAGUUAUUUAAUUUAAAAAACUGCGUUGAUGUUGAUGAAUGUCAGCGUCCUCUAACCCGAUGCCGAUGUUGGAAAAGCAGGGCUUCGUGGAUCUACAAGUGGAGGAAAACGAAUACUCUUUCACGCUCGGGCAAGAUAGGGAGGAGCAGUAUGGGAUGGCGACGAUUCCGAUCCGGGACAAGGUCGAAAAACUCGAGGCCCACGAUCUCGCAAAGGAAAAUUAAGGGCAAAAAAACCCGUUACAGUGUGACUGAAUCGGGCUUAGUUGCUUUCAUUGGUCGCUGUGAAGGAACAGCGGACGUUCUUAUUUGAAACAUACUGGCAGGACCGCCACUUGCACUUCUACACGUAGUUCUGACUAUUUGAUUCUGGGAUCCAUGGAAAUGUACAGUGUGCAUUUUUAUGGGAAAAAUUAUAACUGGAUUUUCUCCUGUCCCAGUGGUCCUAGCUUUCGUAGAUAUCUGGUCGAGAAUGGUAGAUAACGAAUUCGUCUAAAAAGAAUUUCCGGAAUGUGCCGAGCAAUUCACGACUACGGAUGAGAGCGGCGACAUGAUUAUGGGAGGCAUGGUCUAUGCGCUUGUUACUUGCAAGAAGGCUGCGACCUAAGUGUAACUAACUCAGUCUGGGGAGAAAGAUUGAAUUGUGCAUUGGGUGCAUGUUGGGUCACAAUUGUUUUUAUCUGUAUCAUAAAUUUGAAAGAUAUGAGAUCAUUGUUUCCUAUAUGAAAGACAAAGAACGCCUGAGUCGGCGCAUCGAGCAUAUUUGAUUAGCAUUACUAGCAUUCUCACAGUAUGGAUAGAUGUUUUUCCGUGUUUGCGAUAAUCACGAGAGAAU